Molecule: messenger RNA, 1628 nt
Organism: Taeniopygia guttata (zebra finch)
Lineage: Eukaryota; Metazoa; Chordata; Aves; Passeriformes; Estrildidae
Gene: SLC35C1
Product: solute carrier family 35 member C1
Source: RefSeq, a predicted model, not a curated record
GCGGGAGGAGGCGGCGGGAGGAGGCGGCGGGGCCGGCGGCCGUGGCUGGCGGCCCGGCCCGCCAUGAGCAGGGCGCAGCUGACGCGGACGGGGAUCCUGCGGAUGGCGCUGGGCGGCGGCGGCGCUGACCCGCUGCUGCCGGCGGAGGGCGGCGGGGGCCGGCGGGCGCCCUUCCUGCUGCGGGCGCUGCGCAUCGCCGUGGUGGUCUGCCUCUACUGGUUCACCUCCAUCGCCAUGGUCUUCCUCAACAAGUACCUGCUGGACAGCCCCUCGCUGCGCCUCGACGCCCCUCUCUUCGUCACCUUCUUCCAGUGCGCCCUCACGGCCGCGCUCUGCCUGGGCCUCAGCCUGGGGGCGGCCUGCGGGCCCCCCUGCGCCGGCCUGCCCGCCCUCCGCCUGGACCCCAAGGUGUCCCGCAGCGUCCUGCCCCUCUCCGCCGUCUUCAUCGGCAUGGUCACCUCCAACAACCUCUGCCUCAAGCACGUCGGCGUGGCCUUCUACAACGUGGGGCGCUCCCUCACCACCGUAUUCAACGUGCUGCUCUCCUACCUCCUCCUCAAGCAGACCACCUCCCUCUAUGCCCUUCUGGCCUGCGGAGUCAUCAUAGGUGGCUUCUGGCUGGGUGUUGACCAGGAAGGAGCAGAGGGUACUCUGUCAUGGACAGGUAUAUUCUUUGGGAUCUUAGCAAGCCUUUGUGUCUCUCUCAAUGCCAUCUACACCAAGAAAGUGCUGCCUGUGGUGGAUGGUAGCAUCUGGCGCCUGACCUUCUACAACAACAUCAACGCUUGCGUCCUGUUCUUCCCCCUCAUGGUGCUGCUGGGCGAGUUCCGCACCCUCUACCACUUUGACAAGCUGGGGAGCCCCAGUUUUUGGGGCAUGAUGACCUUGGGGGGAGUGUUUGGCUUUGCCAUUGGGUACGUGACUGGACUUCAGAUUAAGUUCACUAGCCCACUCACCCACAACGUGUCUGGGACAGCCAAGGCCUGUGCACAAACAGUGCUGGCUGUUAUCUACUUUGAGGAGACAAAGAGCUUCUUGUGGUGGACGAGUAACUUGAUGGUUCUCGGGGGCUCCUUUGCCUACACGUGGGUGAAAGGGCUGGAAAUGAGAAAGGUGCAAGAGGAUCCCAAUGUCAAAAGCAGUGAAAGAAAUGACACUGGUGUGUAGGUGGCUCCUGCACCUCUAUUUUUGAGCCUGGUGGGGAUAACCUUUGGUGCUCCUUUCCUCCUGGGGAGAAGAGCAAGGAGCAGAAAAAAUGUACCUACAAAGUAUACGGGGAAUUGUGUCAGGAACCAGAGCCAAAGACCUGACUGGAUCAUGUUUUAUCUCACCCCAUGUCAGACUUGGGGAGAGCAUGUGUUGUAGAGAUCAGCUGGGUUGGGGUUCUUUUUUGUGAUUGUUUUUUAAAAUGGAUGUUGUUAUUUACCUAAUCUGGGAAAUUUGCAUGGGGGGGGGGGAGUUGGGCUCAUAUCAGACAAAGACUGGAAUGGGAGCUUUGUGUAGUUAGGGAUCUAAAAUUAACUGAAUGAGUGCAAUCUGGAGUUACAAAAUCCUGAACCUUCAGGAAAGGAAGAGUCAAGUAGCCAGACUGUUUGGGUUAGACUUCAGUAAACUGUUCUGCUGUAUAA